Molecule: messenger RNA, 1307 nt
Organism: Manis pentadactyla (Chinese pangolin)
Lineage: Eukaryota; Metazoa; Chordata; Mammalia; Pholidota; Manidae
Gene: UNC50
Product: unc-50 inner nuclear membrane RNA binding protein
Exons: 6
Coding region: 327-1106 (259 amino acids)
Cellular component (GO): Golgi membrane
Source: RefSeq, a predicted model, not a curated record
GCCUGCUGCAGGGUUGCCAGAUAAGACGCCCAGUUCCGGCUGAAUUUCAGAUAAACAACAGUGUUGUAGUAUGUCCUGCGCAGUGUUUCGGACGUGCGUGUACUAGAAGUUAUUACUGCGUCCGAGAUUCAAAUGUAACGGGGCGUCCUCCUGUGUGUUUAUCUGCGACGUCUGGCAGCCCUGCCCGCGGCUCCGGGCUGGCGGGGAGCAGCUGGGCCGGUCGGGCGCAGCGGGCGUCGCGGAGGCCUGGGAGGUGGAGCCCGAGAUUGGGCUGUGGGCGCCGGGGCCGGACGGUGACUUGCGCUCACCUUGCUUCACACCGGAGGAUGUUACCUAGUAUUUCAAUGAAUUCCCCAAUGCAGGGGAACGGAGUGUUGAAUUCCAGGGAUGCAGCAAGACACACUGCUGGGGCAAAACGCUACAAGUACCUGCGAAGGCUUUUUCGUUUUCGGCAGAUGGACUUUGAGUUUGCUGCCUGGCAGAUGCUCUACCUGUUCACUUCCCCUCAGAGGGUUUAUAGAAACUUUCAUUAUCGAAAGCAAACGAAGGAUCAGUGGGCCAGAGAUGACCCUGCUUUCUUGGUCUUAUUAAGUAUCUGGCUCUGUGUGUCCACUAUAGGAUUUGGCUUUGUGCUGGACAUGGGAUUUUUUGAGACGAUGAAGCUUCUUCUUUGGGUUGUAUUCAUAGAUUGCAUAGGUGUUGGUCUUCUCAUAUCAACUUUAAUGUGGUUCAUCUCUAACAAGUAUUUAGUGAAGCGCCAGAGCAGAGACUAUGAUGUGGAGUGGGGUUAUGCCUUCGACGUGCAUCUGAAUGCUUUUUAUCCUCUCCUCGUCAUUUUGCACUUCAUCCAGCUUUUGUUCAUCAACCAUGUUAUCCUGACAGACACAUUUAUUGGCUAUUUAGUUGGAAAUACCUUAUGGUUGGUUGCAGUUGGCUAUUACAUCUAUGUAACCUUCCUGGGGUACAGUGCAUUGCCAUUUUUGAAAAAUACAGUCAUUCUUCUCUAUCCAUUUGCACCUCUCAUCCUACUCUAUGGACUGUCACUGGCACUAGGAUGGAACUUUACCCACACACUGUGUACCUUCUACAAGUACAGAGUGAAGUGAAAAGAAAGUGAGACUGUUACAUUUUAACUGUGUCAGCAGUAUUGGUGAAGUGAUUUCCUAUGAAACUUGUAAAUAAACUAUCAUUGUAGAUAUUAAUGGUGUAAAGUUUGCAAAUUUGAGGAAAUAGUAACAUUAUUGUCAAGUACAUUCCUUAAAAUUAACUAAAUGUACAUUUCUAUAAUAAAUAUUUUUUAAGCUAAA